AUGUCUCUGCGAGAUUGGUACUCGGAUCGCGAGAUACUCCUCGUCGGAGUAACGAGCCAGUUGGGACGCAAUCUGCUGGAAAAAUUAUUGAGAUCGUUCAGAAAUGUCAGAGUGCACGUGGUUCUGCGAUCGAAGAACGAUCUCGGCCCGCACGAGAGAGUGAAAAAUAUUUUCGAGUCCCAUGGCUAUCAAAGGCUACGACAGUCAAAUCCAAAAGCCCUAUCACAAGUUUCUAUUUACAAUGGCGACCUGGGAUCAGAUAAUAUGGAUUUGAAACCACAAGAUCAUCUUGCCAUGAAAAAUGUUAGUGUUGCUAUUCACGCAGCUGGACCAACCAGUGCAUUUUUUGAUUACUGCAGAGGAUUAUCCAAUUUAAAAGCAGUCAUCACGGCAAAAAAUCUGUACAGCUAUAACGAUGACAUCAUAUUGGAAAGUUCAAUGAACGAGCAGCUUCCGAAAGAUUUGCCAAUUGGAGUAGUAAGAUUUUCGGAACUAGGACCCGCUUAUCGAGAACCAAUGCCAGGAUUUGUGGAAGCUUUUCAAGGGCCAACAGCACUCAUAGUUGGAGCUGGUUAUAUGUUUGGCUCUCGAAAAACGCCGGUUGAGAUAAUACCCGUAGAUAUUGCAACAAAUUCGUUAAUUGCUGUUGCAUGGGAUAUUGGUACAAGCGUUCGUGGAUCUGAGCCACAAUAUUAUAAUGCAAGUACUGUUGGAGGGACUUGGGAUGAUCUUAUCAAGAAGAGUAGGCGAGCAGAUUCAAAAUUUCCUUACCCUAAUUUUAGAGUUAGAGGCAUGUCGUCUUUAGUUAUAUGGCAUUUUAUCGUUGUUUUAUUAUUUGAACGGUUGCCAUCAGCUAUUUGUGACACUUGUCUUUUCUUGGCCGGCAAAAAAACAAAAUUCCUUGAUGAACAUACAAGAGUCCGAGGAAUUCUCGACAAUUUUGAAAAAACAUUUUCUAGAAUGUUGUUAGUCCAGCGAGAGAAAAUAGAAAGUUUGCAAAAGAACUUGACUUUAGAAGACCAAGAACUGAUUCCCAUGUGUUCACCAAUCGACGUUGAAGCGUACGUACUAUGUACUGCGGCAUCUGUGAGAAAAUUGUGGGUUGAUGAAAGCAACUUGAAAAUAAUCAAUUUGUUUAAAUCAAUUUUGUUAGGUUUGAUAGUAUCACCAUUAGUUUAUUACUAUUUUGUUUCAUUCGAAAGAUCAUAA
This is a messenger RNA of Trichogramma pretiosum, 1209 nucleotides long. Its product is annotated as fatty acyl-CoA reductase 1-like. Gene Ontology annotation, cellular component: peroxisome. The record is from RefSeq and is a predicted model, not a curated record. Lineage: Eukaryota; Metazoa; Arthropoda; Insecta; Hymenoptera; Trichogrammatidae. The coding region runs from base 1 to 1209 and encodes 402 amino acids. Gene Ontology annotation, biological process: long-chain fatty-acyl-CoA metabolic process. The transcript is spliced from 5 exons. Gene Ontology annotation, molecular function: alcohol-forming very long-chain fatty acyl-CoA reductase (NADP+) activity.